Molecule: messenger RNA, 1457 nt
Organism: Vombatus ursinus (common wombat)
Lineage: Eukaryota; Metazoa; Chordata; Mammalia; Diprotodontia; Vombatidae
Gene: GLA
Product: galactosidase alpha
Exons: 7
Coding region: 40-1368 (442 amino acids)
Biological process (GO): glycoside catabolic process; oligosaccharide metabolic process; glycosylceramide catabolic process
Cellular component (GO): cytoplasm
Molecular function (GO): alpha-galactosidase activity
Source: RefSeq, a predicted model, not a curated record
CCGCGGAGUUUGAGUUGUGGGCUCGGGGUCCAGACGGAAAUGGGCAGAUCGAGGGCGGCCGAGCUCAGGCGGGAGCAGGGCCGGGCGUUUGCCUUCGGGUGCCUGAGCCUGAGCCUGGCCCUGGCCCUGGCCCUGGCCCUGGUCCUGACUCUGGUGGGCGUGCCUGGGGUCACUGCCCUGGACAACGGGCUGGCCCUGACCCCGACCAUGGGCUGGCUGCACUGGGAGCGCUUCACGUGUAACGUGGACUGCAUCGAAGACCCGGAGAACUGCAUCAGUGAACAGCUCUUCAUGCAGAUGGCUGACCUUAUGGUAUCGGAAGGCUGGAAGGAUGUAGGCUAUGAGUAUGUCUGCAUCGACGACUGUUGGUUGGCCUCCAAACGAGACGAGAAUGGUAGGCUCAAGGCAGACCCCAAACGCUUCCCCAGUGGAAUCCGUCACCUGGCAAACUAUGUACAUUCCAAGGGCCUGAAGCUAGGUAUUUAUCAAGAUGUGGGAACUCUCACCUGUGCUGGGUACCCAGGCAGCUAUGGGUACUAUGAUAUCGAUGCCAAAACCUUUGCUGACUGGGGAGUGGACCUGCUGAAAUUUGACGGAUGUAACUCUAAAGAUCUGGAAAGUUUGGUAGAAGGCUAUAAGUACAUGUCCUUUGCCCUAAACAAAACUGGCCGGAGCAUUCUUUAUUCCUGUGAGUGGCCCCUGUAUACAAGGCACUUCCAGGAGCCCAAUUACACAGAAAUUAGACAGUACUGUAACCACUGGAGGAACUAUGGUGAUAUCUUCGAUUCCUGGAGUAGUGUGAAGAGUAUUCUGGCCUGGACUGCUUCUAAGCAAGAGAGCCUUGUUCCUGCUGCUGGACCAGGGGGAUGGAAUGAUCCUGACAUGUUAGUGAUCGGCAACUUUGGACUCAGCUGGGAUCAACAGGUGACUCAGAUGGUGCUCUGGGCUAUCAUGGCAGCCCCGCUCUUUAUGUCUAAUGACCUCCGACACAUCAGUCCCCAAUCCAAGUCCCUGCUGCAGAAUGAAGAUGUGAUUGCCAUCAACCAGGAUCCUUUGGGCAAGCAGGGCUACCGGCUGAGGAAGGACGAGGACUUUGAAGUAUGGGAACGGCCCCUGUCAAAUUUAGCCUGGGCCGUGGCUGUGUUUAACCAGAAAGAGAUUGGGGGACCUCAGAAUUAUGCUUUUUCCACUGCUGCCUUGGGUGAGGGACUAGGGUGUGCCCCAGCCUGCCUCAUCACACAAAUCCUUCCUGUUAAAGAAGAGCUGGGACUUUACGAAUGGACAUCUCAAUUGAAGGUUCGAGUAAACCCCACAGGCACGGUCCUACUGAAGUUACAGACUUUCCAGCAACACAAAAGUUUCCAUUAAUACUAACCAGGAUAACUUUGUUUCCUGCUACCCCACUUCUAAUGACUUGGAUCAUUCCAUUUCCAGUAAUGUCACUUCUGAUGAAUUAA